Molecule: messenger RNA, 1667 nt
Organism: Fusarium odoratissimum NRRL 54006
Lineage: Eukaryota; Fungi; Ascomycota; Sordariomycetes; Hypocreales; Nectriaceae
Exons: 3
Coding region: 75-755 (226 amino acids)
Source: RefSeq, a predicted model, not a curated record
AACCAUUCUAGGCCCCGCGCGAUCUUCUGGACAACCAUUACUCUUGGGGACUUGCACCACAAACUUGACUGAUCAUGUUUUGUUCAUCCUUACGGAAGCGAAGAGAAUGGGCACCGGCGGUUCAUUCGCUAACAACAAGCUCGUCAACAUGGAAAGAAAGUAACCUGGAGGCUUGUGAUAUCACAUUUCCGGUCCCCGUUUCCAACAGCCCACCCGCUACCUUCAGAGCAAUUGUCUCGUCACUGUCUGAGCUCCAGUCUUCUGAGGGAAAGGCGCGCAUGGCAAGACUGUUGCUUAUGAACGGGGGAGAGCAUAUCGCAGUGAUAUUGCUUUUGGAUGGUUACAAGCCCAUGGAGUCUUUUUCUCGGCUGCAAAUUGAGAUGCUUUGCUCAGAUUGUCCCAUCCCUAUGAUUCCCAUUUCUACGACCCAAGAUUUUGCAGACUGCCUUGAAUCUCUCAGGCGGAAUUGCAUUAGGAAGAAUUCCGCUGUCAAUACUGAGCAACGGGCAACCCAUAAGAACUUGGUAUGCUGGUGCGUCGAAGGCAAACCUCUUUCAAGAGACCAGGUCAACGUCCUGACCGGAAUCACCUCCGGGUUCAGAGGCUUCGCCGACCUCUACUCCAGCCCCGGCGGACGAGCUACAAUCUGCGAAUACCUAGGAGAUAGCGAUGGUGAACGAGUCGUCUCGUUUCUCUCCAAUGGCCCGCCCCAAGUCCGCAAGCAACCAGGAGUCACAUAUGCACACAAUGUGUGAUAAGCUAGAUAGUUGGUCCUGUUUCCAAGAUGCUGGGCGGCAACGACAAGUCUGCUUACCGAAGACUUGGAAUGCAUUAUGUAUAAUGGCAUGAUAAUGGUUCAGUGCAGAAUAAGAUCUCACAAGGAAUGUCGUUCAGAUCGAUCAUCCGCCCAGUAUUCUGGGUCACAGCCUGCGGUGCAGAGCGGUGUCGUUUAAGUCAUGACAGGCAUCUGGGCAAAAGUACAGGGAUGAGCCAUGAUACAUGCAAGCUUAAUGGAGUGCAUAUUCGACCACUCGCAAUUAUUUCGAAGGGGUUUAUAGCGAAAACAAGUUACGGGUUCUCCAUAUCUGCGUCGCUGAACUCGUUCGCCGUUGUUGAGACAGGGUAGUCUACUCAUGUAGGUGAUAGAACAAGUAUCCACAGGGCAACGGAGUGAGCCAGGUGGAAGCUGAACCAAUUAGAGCGAUGCUGCAACCGCCGAGCUAGGUAGACGACAAUGUGAAUCGGGCUCACUAUGCUCAUGGUAGGCCUCAGGCUCGGUUAUCACGCACUAUCGGACGAGCCUAUACCUUCGCUUGCAUGUUUGGGGGCAAGUCACAGCUUGUGGUCUUGGUUGAUACGGUGAGGGAAAAAUGACCAAGCCGCUACUCUGUGAGGUGGUAUGAGAAGAGUGAUAGCCGGCACUAGCUCAAGAUGAUGGUCAAGAAACAGAAAGUAGAAGUGGUGCUAUCCACAUCAGAUGAUGGAUGGUAGCAAGAGCUGUUGGACGCAUUCUGAUCGGUCCCGAGGGAUAGGUUAAGGAAGCGGAUCGCAGCCGCUUGAUCCAAAGAUUCGGGAUCUCUCUGAACAAAUGAAGCAAUCCUGUUUCGAGAAGCGCUUUAAUAUGGGGGCGCAAUGUCUCAUAAGUUGUUAAUGACAACCAACAUGCU